Myodes glareolus (Bank vole) is the source of this 345-nucleotide messenger RNA. RefSeq names its product parathyroid hormone (gene Pth). Gene Ontology annotation, molecular function: parathyroid hormone receptor binding; hormone activity. The record is from RefSeq and is a predicted model, not a curated record. Lineage: Eukaryota; Metazoa; Chordata; Mammalia; Rodentia; Cricetidae. Gene Ontology annotation, cellular component: extracellular region. Gene Ontology annotation, biological process: cell-cell signaling; intracellular calcium ion homeostasis.
AUGUCUGCGAAAGCGAUGGCUAAAGUCAUGAUCGUCAUGCUGGCAGUUGGUCUUCUUGCCCAAAUAGACGGGAAACCCGUUAAGAAGAGAGCUGUCAGUGAAAUACAGCUGAUGCACAACUUAGGCAAGCACCUGGCCUCUAUGGAGAGGAUGCAAUGGCUGAGAAAGAAGCUGCAAGAUGUACACAAUUUUGUCAGCCUUGGAGUUCAAGUGGCUGCCAGAGAUGGUGGUUUCCAGAGGCCCACCAAGAAAGAGGAAAAUGUCCUUGUUGAUGGCAACCCAAAAAGUCUUGGAGAGGUAGACAAAGCUGAUGUGGAUGUAUUAGUUAAGGCGAAGCCUCAGUAA